AUGGUCCUGGGCCUCUUUGAACAAUCCGAAGCCGACAAGCGCGCGGCUGAGGUACGCGCGGGCACCGUUGCGCCUACACGCUCCGAGCGCCAAAAGUGCUGGAUGGCGCGCGACGGCUACUUUGCUUGCCUGGACCGGAACAACAUCAUGGACGCCCUCAAGGACGAGAAAGCGGCCGCGAAAGCGUGCAAGGCCGAGAGCGUCGAGUUUGAGAAGGAUUGCGCUGCUCAGUGGGUUACAUACUUCAAGAAGUGGCGCGUCCAAGACAUCCAAAAGAAGGCUCGCCUAAAGGAGCUCGAGGCCCAGGGCGCCGUCAAGAUGGACGUCAACACCGACUUCAAGGCCCGCGAGUAAAGCGAUUCCGUCCUGAUUCGACUCGGUUCGAUCCCAGCCGAUCCGGAACAAUCCAAUUCAAAUUCGAUGUCGUCUGUUGAAAGCGACUGGUCAGGAAGGUUGAGGUGGGUGAAAGAGAAAAGAGGAGGGACGGUGUAAAGAUAGUGUGUACUUGGUGUAUGUACCGUAUAUAUGCAUGGGAUAAGGCGUUUAAAUUUGAGUUGAUUGGGUAUCUGAAGGAGGA
Messenger RNA from Neurospora tetrasperma FGSC 2508, 577 nucleotides. RefSeq lists its product as uncharacterized. The transcript has 2 exons. Gene Ontology annotation, biological process: mitochondrial respiratory chain complex IV assembly. The coding region runs from base 1 to 354 and encodes 117 amino acids. Gene Ontology annotation, cellular component: mitochondrion; respiratory chain complex IV; mitochondrial intermembrane space. The record is from RefSeq and is a predicted model, not a curated record. NCBI's taxonomy places the organism in Eukaryota, Fungi, Ascomycota, Sordariomycetes, Sordariales, Sordariaceae.